UUCCAGCUUUGCUGUAAAAGAAGCGUUUGAACUCCUUCUUUUGUUUGGGAAGUUUUCUACCCCUUUCCCUCCCCCCUUCAUUCGCCCAGCGUUUGCUGAACCCGAGGGGGGGCGAGAGAAAGAGAGAAGAAAAAGGACUCGGGAAGCCACCAUGGCGUCUGUUUUUACCAAUGGACCCUGCAACCCAAGCGAAGCCGAAGUGGUUCACCUCUCCAGGAGCUUGGAAGUGGGCACCGUGAUGACUUUGUUCUACUCCAAAAAGUCCCAAAGGCCAGAAAGGAAAACGUUCCAGGUGAAGCUGGAGACCCGGCAGAUCAUUUGGAGCAGGGGAUCGGACAAAAUCGAAGGCGCAAUUGAUAUUCGUGAAAUCCAAGAGAUUCGCCUGGGAAGAAACUCUCGAGACUUUGACCGAUAUCAGGAGGAUCCCUCUUUCCGGCCAGAUCCCUCUCACUGUUUUGUCAUCCUUUAUGGCAUGGAAUUCAGACUGAAAACACUCAGCCUGCAAGCCACAUCCGAAGAAGAAGUCAGCAUGUGGAUCAAAGGGUUGAACUGGCUUGUGGCGGAUACCCUAAAGGCUGCUACCCCGCUGCAGAUUGAAAGGUGGCUCCGAAAGCAGUUCUACUCAGUUGAUCGCAACAGAGAAGAUAGGAUCUCUGCAAAGGAUCUGAAAAACAUGUUGUCUCAAGUGAACUACCGUGUCCCUAACAUGAAGUUUCUGCGCGAGAGACUAACAGAUGUGGAGCAGAGAAAUGGUGAUAUCACAUAUGGACAGUUUGCCCAGUUGUACCAGAGCCUGAUGUUCAAUGCACAAAAAGGGAUGGCUAUUCCAUUCUUGGAAAGCAGUGCAGAGAGAUCUGAGCACUGCAGGGUAUCACUGAAGGAGUUCCAGAUGUUUUUGCUAGAAUACCAAAAGGAACUUUGGGCUACUAACCCCCUCUUUGUCCAGGACUUCAUGUUCAACUUUCUGAAGGACCCACUGAGGGAAAUCGAAGAGCCUUAUUUUUCCCUGGAUGAGUUCCUUACCUUCCUGUUUUCCAAAGAGAACAGUAUAUGGAACUCGGAGCUUGACGUUGUACGUCCUGAAGACAUGAACAACCCCCUCUCCCACUACUGGAUUUCUUCCUCGCAUAACACAUACCUGACAGGAGACCAGUUCUCAAGUGAGUCUUCGCUGGAAGCUUAUGCUCGAUGCCUGCGCAUGGGAUGCCGCUGUAUUGAGCUUGACUGCUGGGAUGGCCCUGAUGGAAUGCCAGUGAUUUAUCAUGGGCACACGUUAACUACCAAAAUAAAGUUUUCCGAUGUCCUAGCCACCAUCAAGGAACAUGCUUUUGUGACCUCUGACUUCCCUGUUAUUCUGUCCAUCGAGGAUCACUGCAGCAUCGCCCAGCAGAGGAAUAUGGCUCAGAACUUUAAGAAGAUCUUUGGAGAUAUGCUGCUAACCAAACCGGUAGAUAUCUCUGCUGAUGGGCUUCCGUCUCCAAACCAGCUGAAGAGGAAGAUUCUCAUAAAGCACAAGAAACUGGCUGAGGGCAGUGCUUACGAAGAAGUGCCAUCCACUGCUGUGUAUUCAGAGAACGAUAUUAGCAACUCAAUAAAGAAUGGAAUCCUCUACCUCGAAGACCCCAUCAAUCAUGAUUGGAACCCCCAUUACUUUGUCCUGACCAGUAGCAAAAUCUAUUACUCUGGAGAGAGAAGCAGUGAUUUGGGAAAUGAGGAUGAGGAGGAGCAAAAGGAGGUGAGCAACAGCACUGAACUCCACUCCACCGAAAAGUGGUUCCAUGGCAAGCUGGGAGCUGGGCGUGAUGGGCGCCACAUAGCAGAAAGGCUGUUGACCGAGUACUGCAUAGAGACGGGAGCCCCUGAUGGUUCUUUCUUGGUGCGAGAGAGUGAGACCUUUGUUGGUGAUUACACCCUUUCUUUCUGGCGCAAUGGGAAAGUGCAACACUGCCGGAUCCAUUCCCGGCAGGAUGCUGGAAGCCCCAAAUUCUUCCUCACCGAUAACCUGGUGUUCAACAGUCUUUAUGACCUCAUCACUCAUUAUCAGCAGGUGCCGCUCAGAUGCAAUGAAUUUGAGAUGAGGCUGACUGAACCUGUGCCACAGACCAACGCUCAUGAGAGCAAGGAAUGGUAUCACGCUAAUCUCACCCGGCCUCUGGCCGAGCGCAUGCUUAUGCGGGUGCCACGGGAUGGGGCCUUUCUGGUGCGCAAGAGGAGCGAACCAAACUCCUAUGCAAUCUCCUUUCGGGCAGAAGGGAAGAUAAAGCACUGCCGAGUCCAGCAGGAUGGCCAGACCGUCAUUUUAGGUAACUCUGAAUUUGAGAGCCUGGUGGAUUUAAUCAGCUACUACGAGAAGCACCCGCUGUAUCGCAAGAUGAAGCUGAGGUAUCCGAUUAAUGAGGAAAUGUUGGAGAAGAUCGGGACAGCGGAACCAGAUUACGGUUCACUCUACGAAGGUCAGAAUCCAGGAUUUUAUGUGGAGGCCAACCCUAUGCCAACCUUCAAGUGUGCUGUCAAAGCCUUGUUUGACUAUAAGGCUCAACGGGAGGAUGAGCUCACCUUCACCAAAAAUGCCGUCAUCCAGAAUGUGGAAAAGCAAGAAGGAGGCUGGUGGAGAGGAGACUGUGGUGGUAAGAAGCAGCUGUGGUUUCCAUCUAACUAUGUAGAAGAAAUAGCUAGUCCAACGGGCUUGGAGCCUGAGAGGGAGCAACAGAUAGAUGAGAACAGUCCAUUGGGAGACCUACUUGGAGGAGUUCUGGACGUACCAGCCUGUCAGAUUGCCAUCCGCCCAGAGGGAAAGAACAACCGCAUGUUUGUCUUCUCUAUCAGCAUGGCUUCCAUCACACGAUGGUCCCUGGAUGUAGCAGCUGACACACACGAAGACCUGUUGGACUGGGUGAAGAAGAUCCGUGAAGCCGCCCAAACUGCUGAUGCCAGGCUUUCAGAAGGCAAGAUGAUGGAGAGGAGGAAGAAGAUAGCGUUGGAGCUUUCUGAGCUGGUCAUCUACUGUCGUCCUGUCCCCUUUGAUGAAGAAAAGAUUGGCACAGACAGGGCUUGCUACCGAGACAUGUCCUCCUUCCCUGAAACCAAGGCAGAGAAGUAUGUCAACAAGAUCAAAGGCAAGAAGUUUCUGCAAUAUAACCGGCUACAGCUUUCCCGCAUCUACCCAAAGGGACAGCGCCUUGAUUCCUCCAACUAUGAUCCUCUGCCUAUGUGGAUCUGUGGCAGCCAGUUGGUGGCACUCAACUUCCAGACACCAGAUAAGCCAAUGCAGAUGAAUCAGGCCCUGUUUAUGUCUGGAGGCCGAUGCGGCUUCAUGCUGCAACCGGGCAACAUGCGGGAUGACAUCUUUGAUCCCUUUGACAAGAGCACUCUGCGGGGGGUGGAGCCGCUUUCCAUUUCCAUCGAGGUCCUCGGGGCACGACACCUUCCGAAAAAUGGAAGAGGGAUUGUUUGCCCCUUCGUAGAGGUUGAGGUGUCUGGAGCUGAUUAUGAUAACGCAAAGCAGAAGACCGAGAUGGUGGUGGACAAUGGCCUGAAUCCUGCCUGGGCUCAUAAGUCGUUUCACUUCCAUGUCAGUAACCCUGAGUUUGCUUUCUUACGGUUUGUUGUGUAUGAAGAGGAUAUGUUCAGUGACCAGAACUUCUUAGCUCAGGCCACAUUCCUGGUUAAAGGCCUGAAGACAGGGUACCGAGCCGUGCCUUUGAAGAACAACUACAGUGAGGAUCUGGAACUGGCUGCCUUGCUGGUGGAAAUCGAUAUCACCCCUGGCAAACAGGAGAAUGGGGAGAUCAGCCCUUUUGGAGUUUCGGCCUUCCGAGACAGGUCAUCAGAUUCUCCAAGCCAGCAGACAGGAGGCAGAGCCAGAGAAGGCUCCUUUGAAGCCCGAUACCAACAACCAUUUGAAGACUUCCGGAUGUCACAGGAGCAGCUAGCAGACCACUUUGACAAUCGAGACAGAAGGGUCCUGCGAAAGACACGGGUGAAUGGGGACAACCGCCUCUAACCCAACCUUUGCCUGCUGUAAAGCACCCUCCAGUGCUUGUGAUUCUCACGGAUUGCUGUGAACUGGUUUCUAUGGAAACGUCACUGCUUUGGCCUACUUUCAGGCAGCUUUUUGAGUUUCUCUUCCGAAGGGUGUUCAAGUGGAGAAUUUUUUUUU
Messenger RNA from Lacerta agilis (Sand lizard), 4159 nucleotides. RefSeq names its product phospholipase C gamma 1 (gene PLCG1). Gene Ontology annotation, molecular function: phosphatidylinositol-4,5-bisphosphate phospholipase C activity; calcium ion binding; protein binding. The record is from RefSeq and is a predicted model, not a curated record. Lineage: Eukaryota; Metazoa; Chordata; Lepidosauria; Squamata; Lacertidae. Gene Ontology annotation, biological process: phosphatidylinositol-mediated signaling; phospholipid catabolic process; positive regulation of epithelial cell migration. The coding region runs from base 152 to 4003 and encodes 1283 amino acids. The transcript is spliced from 32 exons.